This is a messenger RNA of Aspergillus homomorphus CBS 101889, 1040 nucleotides long. RefSeq names its product ubiquitin carboxyl-terminal hydrolase. The record is from RefSeq and is a predicted model, not a curated record. Gene Ontology annotation, cellular component: cytoplasm. Gene Ontology annotation, molecular function: cysteine-type deubiquitinase activity. NCBI's taxonomy places the organism in Eukaryota, Fungi, Ascomycota, Eurotiomycetes, Eurotiales, Aspergillaceae. The transcript is spliced from 2 exons. Bases 99 to 854 code for a protein of 251 amino acids. Gene Ontology annotation, biological process: ubiquitin-dependent protein catabolic process; protein deubiquitination.
CUGUAUCUUCUUUAUACAUUCUCACGCGGCUCUCUUUUUCUCAUACAGAACACACACAUCUAUCACUAUCCAGACAAAACAACCUUACAAACCACAAAAUGCCCGAAGACACGACGGACCCGGAAUCCAACAACAAGGCCUUCGUGCCCCUUGAAAACAACCCAGAGGUGAUGUCGCAGCUGAUCCACCAGCUCGGCCUCCCGCCCACCCUAGCCUUCACAGACGUCUACUCGAUCGACGAACCCGACCUGCUCGCCUUCGUGCCGCGGCCCUCGCACGCCCUCCUUCUCGUCUUUCCCGUCUCCCGCACCUACGAAACCGCCCGCGUCACCGAAGACGAGCCCCUACCCGCGUACACGGGCUCCGGCGCCACGGAACCCGUGAUGUGGUUCAGGCAGACCAUCCGCAACGCAUGCGGCCUCAUCGGCCUGCUCCACGCCGUCGCGAACGGCGAGCCCCGCCGCCAGAUCCUGCCGGGCUCGGACCUGGACCACCUGCUGCGUGAGGCCGAGGCGCUAGACCCCCUGGCGCGCGCGGACCUGCUGUACGAGAGCAAGGCGCUGGAGAGUGCGCACGCGGACGCGGCCAAGCUGGGCGACACGCAGGCGCCGCAGGCGGAGGAUAAUGUGGACUUGCACUUUGUGGCGUUCGUCAAGGGUGGGGAUGGCCGGUUGUGGGAGCUGGACGGGCGGCGGAAGGGUCCGCUGGAAAGAGGAGUGCUGAAUGAGGAUGAGGAUGCUCUGAGUGAGAAGGCGUUGCAGUUGGGGGUGAGGCGGUUCUUGGAUGUCGAGGCGCAGGGCGGGAAUCCGGAUUUGAGGUUUAGUUUGGUGAGCUUGGGCCCGAGUUUUGAAUAGUUGGUCCGGACUUGGUCAUGGCCGUCUUUUCCCUCCCUUUCCCUGUUAUCUUUUAAAGUAGACCGGUGAGUGAUGCUUGCUAGGGAUGUAAGGUAGUGAUGCUGAUACCCUGCUAUCCACUUAUUGGGCAUUGGCUACUGGGAAGUGAGAACUGUAAAUAGAUACUCUCCGAAGCCAGGAAUAGAG